Lactuca virosa is the source of this 727-nucleotide messenger RNA. NCBI's taxonomy places the organism in Eukaryota, Viridiplantae, Streptophyta, Magnoliopsida, Asterales, Asteraceae. The record is from the annotation of a GenBank genome assembly.
AUGAGUAUGGAUGUGGCAUUCCCAGCCAAGUGUUUAGGGUUUCUUAUUUUUUAUUGUCCGCCUUCACCUCCAUUUUGCGGUCGACUCCUACGCUUUCCUUCAUAUCGGCUCCUACGCUUUCCUUUAUAUCGACUCCUUCUCGCUUCUGUCUUCCUACAUUUUGUCUUCUGUGAACGCUACCCAAAACCCCCUCGUUGCUCGUCCCUUCUCCGGCGCAUUCACCCAUUUUCCGGCGGGCGUCUUCCUCUCCCGCCCAUCGGCAGCAUAGCUCCUCCGUCAUUACCCCUGCUCGAUUUCUUCUCGCACAAAGAUUUUAAUUCCCUGCAAGUCGUCCCACCUCACAUCUUCCACUAACGGUCGUCGCCCUGCUCCCAUCGCCAUUCUCCACCAUAUCUGCUUCAAUUGUCGCCUCCCUCCAUUCUGGUUUUCCUGCUUUCUUUGAUGAAUGUACAAUAUAUAUUGUUUCACAUAUAGCCGAUUGGAUAUCUUGCAACUAAAUUUGCUUAAGUGGUUGGAAAGAAAAGCAUAAUCCAAGGACUCUAUUUGCAUUUGGGAACAAUUGGCGCCCUUUGAUUCAAAACUCAAAUUGAAGAACACUUGUGAACCUUUAUCGAUUCAACAUACCUAAUAAUUUUGCCAAGUAAUCCACCAAGUGAUUCUCAAUUUUAUGUUUGUAAGCACUUAGUUAAACAUUUGUAGUUGACACUUUUAAUGUGUAUUAGUAGAA